Rotaria sp. Silwood1 is the source of this 1692-nucleotide messenger RNA. The record is from the annotation of a GenBank genome assembly. Lineage: Eukaryota; Metazoa; Rotifera; Eurotatoria; Philodinida; Philodinidae.
AUGGCUGCACGUUUUUGGGAACUUGAACGUAGAACAUUAAUUGUACAAUAUGUAGGUGUUCAACCAUUACAAUUUUAUGCUACAUCUGAUGGUACUGACUUAGUUCAAGAUAUAUUACGAAAACAAUUAGCACGAUCAAAUGCUAAUAUAUUUGGACAAGAAGGUUCAUUAUCAAUAAAUGAUAAUGGAGAAUUUCUUACAUUUGAACCAACUGAUACACAAAAUCGAACAUUACAUUUACCUAUUGAACAUUUAGCAUUUUGUGGUGCUUUAAGACGUAUGCGUCGUGAACCAUCUGAUCAACGUAAUCCUGAUCAAAUUAUACAACGAGAAUUUGAAAAUGUUGAUUUAGCUAAUCGUUAUGCACAAUAUAUUAUUGGUCCACCUAUAUUAGUUGCUAUAUUUCAUGGUUUUGAUAAUGCACUUUGUUAUACAUUUAUAACACAAAGUGCAGAUGAUGCUUGUCUUUCAGUUAUGAAACUUAUGCGUGCAUUUAGACAAUAUGAACAACAGCAAGAAGAACAAGGACAAAUAAAUCAAGGUCUACCUUUGCCUGUAGCUCUCAAUUGUGUAGAAGUACCUUCGCCUGUCGUUGUUGCGCAAGGAUGCCCUGUAUACGAAACACCACAAAUAGCUUCUUCUACUUGUAUUCAAUUGCCAAAAAAAGUAACGAAUAUGUACGUUCAAAAUCCAUGUCAAGAUGAUUUUGUUCAAAAUCUUCUUUGUAAUCCAAAUUUUCAAAUAAUUAAUCAAUCAUGUUCAUCAUCAACACCUGUUAUUACUCAGUGUGUUGAUCGUUUACCAAUUAUAUCAGCACCAGUAUCAUCAACACAACAGUAUUUACCUGUUGUUUCUACUAUGUUAACCAGCGAUGGUAGUACAAAUCAGUUCUUAGGUGGAUCAGUACCAAUGUCUACACGUCCUCCUUCUCCACCUAUUAUUGGUAUUCCCCAUGUUGAAUUUGCUCAGAAUUUACCAUCGGGUCAUAAUCUUCCUCCAAAAGUUGUUCAUAUGCCAAACAAUCAAGAAGUAACAUAUAAACAAAAUAUUAUAAUACGAUGGUUAAAACCACCAACACCUCCACCACCAGCACCAAUUAUUAUUCGUGAAAUUCAAUGUCAACCAGAAAUUGAACCACCAAUUAUUUGUCGACAAGUACCUCAAUGUCCACCAACACCACCUCCAAUUAUUGUUAGAGAACAACCACCACCUUGUCCACCACCUGUACAACCUAUUGUUAUUGAAAAUUGUCAACCACCCCCUUGUCUACCACGUCAAGUUAUUUUUGAACAAUGUCCACCUCCUCCACCAAAACCACAAACAAUUAUCUAUGAAAAAUGUGUAUCUCAACCACCACAACCAAUUAUUUAUGAAAAAUGUGUAUCUCAACAACAACCACGUCCAAUAAUAGUAAAACGUGAAUAUUGUCCACCACCAGUAUGUAAUGUUGUACAACAAAAAGUUCCAUGUCGACGUGUAGUUCAAGAAGUAAUUCGACAAGUUCCACAACCAUGUACACCAGCUCGACCAGCUUUAGUUUGUACUUCACAACAACAAGAACAAAUAACUCCAGGACAAUCACAAAUGGUUCAACAAUUAGUACCUGUUUUUGCUACAAGACGGCAUAUUGUUCAACCAAAAGGUAUUCGUGUUAUUCGACAAGUAAUCGGACCAGCUCAACCAAUGCAAUAG